Marmota flaviventris (yellow-bellied marmot) is the source of this 1173-nucleotide messenger RNA. RefSeq names its product transmembrane protein 116 (gene Tmem116). Gene Ontology annotation, biological process: adenylate cyclase-activating G protein-coupled receptor signaling pathway. The record is from RefSeq and is a predicted model, not a curated record. Lineage: Eukaryota; Metazoa; Chordata; Mammalia; Rodentia; Sciuridae. Gene Ontology annotation, cellular component: plasma membrane. Gene Ontology annotation, molecular function: G protein-coupled receptor activity.
CUUUAUAUUUCCUGACCAUGGUGUAUGUGGUCUCCAAGCCUGUGGUGUAUUCCCCAGAACGUGUUUUUUCUGCAAUACAAUGGAUACAAUUUAUUAUGGCAAUUCUGAGUAUUAUAGGUUCAAGUUCACUUAUUUCCUAUGCUGUAUUCAAGAAUACGCCGAAAUCUCCAGAGAUAAGGCCACUUUUUUGUCUGAGCUUCUCUGACCUGCUACUGGGAAUUUGCUGGCUUACUGAGGCACUUCUCUAUGGAACUUCAAUAGCCAAUAAGGACAUUAUCUGCUAUAACUUGCAAGCACUUGGACAGAUACUCUACAUUUCCUCAUUUCUCUACACUGUCAAUUACAUCUGGUAUUUGUGCACAGAACUAAGGAUGAGACACAACCAGAGUGGACAGAACACAUCUCCACUGGUGACAGAUUCUACUUGCCGAGUUGGUCAAAUCACCUUCAUUUUUUCAAGCCUGAUACCUCUACUAUUGAUGACACCUGUGUUCUGUCUGGGCAAUACCAGUGAAUGUUUCCACAACUUCAGUCAGAACAACAGGUGUAUCCUGAUGUUCCCACCACCAUCAGUCAUGGCUGAACUCCUGCCUUCUGCCAAUACAUCUGUCUGUAACAUACUUUAUUUUUAUAGUAUCACCAUUUUCUUGGCUAGCUUUUUGCUCAGCUUCCUAACUAUUAUGGUCUUAUUCAUCCAAGCCCAAAACUUGUGUAAGAAGUUUGUGAAAUCACCUGGCUUUCUGGGGAACAAACAGCGAAUAGUGAUUCACAUUGUGGAACAGCGAGUGCGCUUCUACCCAGCGGCCUUCUUAUGCUGCUGGGGCCCAGCUGUCGUGCUGAUAAUCACAAAGCUGACUAAGCCCCAGGACACCGAGCUACACAUGGCCCUGUAUGUUCUCCAGGCUCUAACAGCAGCAUCCCAGGGUCUGCUCUACUUUGGAGUAUAUGGAUGGACACAGCACAAGUUCCACCAACUAAAGCAAGAGGCUCAAUGUGAUGUGGAUACCCAGACGCCAUUAUUAUGCUCACAGAAGAGAGUCUAUAACAGGGGCCAGGAUCCAUUAGGGUCUACUGUUACUUUUGCUACUAGCUCCUCCACCAUUCUUUGAAAUUACAAUUACUAGGAUACUCAGGAACUGGAAUUAUUUUACAUUAAUGGAUUGUGAAGAAUGU